Molecule: messenger RNA, 1423 nt
Organism: Alnus glutinosa
Lineage: Eukaryota; Viridiplantae; Streptophyta; Magnoliopsida; Fagales; Betulaceae
Product: F-box/kelch-repeat protein At1g57790-like
Exons: 2
Coding region: 136-1215 (359 amino acids)
Molecular function (GO): protein binding
Source: RefSeq, a predicted model, not a curated record
CUCACACGUGUUGCCACCACGACUCUAUCUGUAGUCCCUGUCGAAGGCAGAAGCAGCUUCGCUUGGUUCUCAUUAUGGCUGGAAAAAUGAGGAAGCUGAAAUCGUUAGCCUGAAACGGUCACUGAAAAUAAAAGAAUGACAAUGGAGGAGAAGAAAGAGAAUUUGGAGCUGCAGAAUUGGUCUGGCCUUCCUACAGAACUCUUCGAAUCGAUUAUAUCCCGUCUAACCCUAGAGGACAAUGUUCGCGCCUCGGUCGUUUGCAAGAGAUGGCACUCAGUUGCAGUCUCUGUCCGGGUAGUAAAUCAGUCACCAUGGCUUAUGUACUUCCCAAAGAAAAGGAAAAAGAAUGGUACCUUGUGUGAAUUUUAUGACCCAUCACUACGCAAGACACAUUCCAUUGAGCUGCCCGAGUUGACUGGGUCUAGGGUUUGCUACACUAAAGAUGGCUGGCUGUUGCUGUACAGACCCAGUUGUCAUCACUUGUGCUUCUUUAAUCCCUUCACUCGCCAAGUGAUUAGACUGCCCAGCUUUCAGUUGAAUCGUAAUGCUGCUGCCUUCUCCUGUGCCCCAACAUCUACCAGCUGCAUGCUUCUUACAGUUUCUUACAGGGGUCCCCAAAUUGCUCUUAGCACUUGCCAUCCUGGGGCAACAGAGUGGCUUACCGUUAGUUACCAACAUCCUUUGGGCUCUUUCUUUGGUAUUGGUAUUAUGAAUAAGUUUGUUUUCUGCAAUGGACUUUUCUAUUGUCUGAGUUACAAUGAUUGGCUAGGGGUCUUUGACCCACUGGAGCGUACUUGGAAUGUUCUUGUUCUGCCUCCACCCAAAUGCGCCGGCAAAUGGUUGAAUAAUCAGUGGGAAGGCAAGUACAUGACAGAGCAUAAAGGGGAAAUAUUACUUAUUUGUGCUUGUUCUUAUGAAAUCCCCGUUAUGUUUAAGCUGGAUCAGGCAAGCUUUGUAUGGGAAGAGAUGAAAAGCCUCGAUGGUGUCACACUUUUUGCGAGUUUCUUGGCAUCUCAUUCCAGAACUAACCUUUCUGGACUGAUGACAAACAGUGUCUACUUCCCCAAAGUUCGUUUCUGUGGAAAGAAUUGCACAUCAUAUUCUUUCUAUGAUUGUAGAUUCUAUCCUUGUAAGGAGUGUCAUGACUUGGGAGAUCGAUAUCCUCCUGAAAAUAUCUGGAUUGAACCUCCCCAAGACUUCUCAAGCUUCACCUGAAGAAAUCUAGCUGCAGAAGUAUGGUCUAGUUUUAACAUUUAGAAAAUUUGUAUUAAAAUGUUUAGCUGUAACAGCAUUGGAUGGAAUGCUAUAAAUUUCUGUAUUAAGUAGUUCAGUUGCCUGCAAAGCGACUUUGUUACACUUCUUGAAGAACUAAUGUUGGACUUUUGUUUUCUUUUAUCAUAAGUGUGUCAGAGUUUGACUUGCA